AUGCUCUCAAAGGCAUGGAGCGACAGAACUUCAGAAAUCCAGAGAAGCCGAUUAGAACGAGUAACGCCACCACCCUUCACCGACGACGCUGGUGCUGCAAACCAGACGAAGGAACAACGGCCCCAAUCGGUGGUAUCCCACAGGAUGUGGCCAACCGACCACCACACAAGCUGUUCGGGGCGAAGCCGCAACACCCGACGCGGGAGGUGCUACCGCAGGACAGAAAACGUGCUGAAAAUGCAGCAAACCGCAACCUUCUACGGUUUCAACAAAUUCAGCCCGAAAGGUCAAGUGUUGACGUGCCACCAGGGGCCCAUUCCUCAGUGCAAGCGGUUCGCAGCAAAGCACAACAAAGCGAAAAGGGAAUUAAAGCACCCGGGUCUCGUCAUUUUCCCCCGUUUCUGCUUUGUUUUUCUAUUUCUUUUUGAUGCCGGGGGGCCGCGGAAAAAAAAAAGAAGCAGAAACCCGCCACGGGGGCGGCCGCGCAGCCCACCUUGA
Messenger RNA from Trypanosoma brucei brucei TREU927, 498 nucleotides. RefSeq lists its product as hypothetical. Bases 1 to 498 code for a protein of 165 amino acids. NCBI's taxonomy places the organism in Eukaryota, Euglenozoa, Kinetoplastea, Trypanosomatida, Trypanosomatidae. The record is from RefSeq and is a predicted model, not a curated record. The transcript has a single exon.